UAGUGUAGGGGGCGUCAUCAUUGUCAACGUAAAGGAGGAUGUUUAUCCCGACGCUGGAUCUGGCUGGUGAGCGUGGAGAGGCCGCGAAACAGUUGGUGGCAGCACUGGAAGAUCCCGGCUUCCUUUACAUCAAGAACGUGCAGGGCUAUGACCCAGAUGAGCUACUAAAGCAUACGGAGUGGUUCUUUUCGCUGCCGUUGGAUGUCCGUAUGUCUCUGGCUCGCCGAGAGUGGAACCCAAAAAACAGCAAUCGCUACCACGGCUACUGUCCCGUCAUUCCCGGAGUGGCAGACUACAAAGAAAACGUUGAAUUCUCGCUGGACUUGCCCCAGGACGAUCCUUGCGUACUCUCGAACGUCUUUUACGAGCCCAACGUCUGGCUGCCCGAUUCCGUGUCCGGUGCUGCUGAUUUCAAAGAAUUCGUCCUAAAGUACUACCAGAGUAUGAGUGACUUGUUGCUCGAAGUGGCACACUUGCUUGCGAUCGGUCUGGGGAAGGAGGAGAAUUAUUUCGACGAGCUUUUUCUCCACGAGCCAAUGUCCACGCUGCGACUCAUGCACUACCCUCUCCGAGAGGGACUGAUACCUGAAGCUGCUAGAAAAGAAGGGCACGUUUUGUCUUGUCUGGAGCACACAGACACGGUGUUUGUGACAUUUCUCUGCACGUUUGGCUACAGAGGUCUGCAGAUCCUGGAGGGUGGUGGCUCCUGGAGUGACGUGGAGGUCAUACCUGACUGCCUCAUCAUGAAUGCCGGAGACGCUCUAGUGAAGACCACGGGUCGUUUCAAAGCCACCAGACAUCGAGUCGUCGACUACGGCGUGGAGCGUUUCUCUGUUCCUUUCUUUGCAGAGCCUGGCUACUAUGCUGAUAUCACUCAGUACGGAGCUCCCAUUAGCGAGGAGGCAAUUGCACUGUGCAGCACAGACCUGCCAAAUCAGUAUGGACCAUGGCUUCGAGAGCGACUGAAUCAAAAACAGUUUUCUGACUACCCCACCGGAAGCAUUCAGGAGUAGCCUUAACCCUUUGGACGCCAUGGGUAUCUGCUUAAAAUUGAUGUAUAUAUAAAGUAUUAGCGCCCUGUAUUAUAACCCCUUGUAUAAAUUCUUAUGGACU
Molecule: messenger RNA, 1113 nt
Organism: Geodia barretti
Lineage: Eukaryota; Metazoa; Porifera; Demospongiae; Tetractinellida; Geodiidae
Source: the annotation of a GenBank genome assembly